This is a messenger RNA of Peronospora matthiolae, 540 nucleotides long. Lineage: Eukaryota; Oomycota; Peronosporomycetes; Peronosporales; Peronosporaceae. The record is from the annotation of a GenBank genome assembly.
AUGGUGAACCCACGCAUUACACCCCGACGCACUGAGUUCCCCCGUCAGGUACCGGCGGACUCUUUGCUUGAGACUAGUGAAUCCGAACUAGCUCUCAGUAACUUAGACGCUUUGCGUCUUAAUGCUCUAAAACUUGCUCCUACGCCAACUAGUGCGGCGGAGCUGCAUCGCAUGUGGAUUCCAUGCCCUCAUGCGAUCAAGCGCAAGCACCUUGCCGAGGUACUCGAUGAGCUUGCGAAAGACGACCAACCACAGUUGUGGAAGGACGCACGUCAGGCUCGUCUUCUUCAAGAUUUUAAGAUGAUCCCUAAUUCGGGGAUCCUUUUUACGUGCACGGCCUACGACACUGCUUCUAAACUCAGUUUGGUCAAGCUAAAUGCGUUUGAUUCCCAAAUCCAAGUCGCACGGUUUUCGAAGUACGGUUCUCGUUACUACGUUGAUCUGGUCCGUCUGCCUGACGAAGUCACGGACCGCGUGAUUUUUGAUUGGUUUGCGGAACAUGGUGCACCUCCGACGUGUGUCCUACCCACGUUCGUGUGA